Messenger RNA from Puccinia graminis f. sp. tritici CRL 75-36-700-3, 249 nucleotides. RefSeq lists its product as uncharacterized. Bases 1 to 249 code for a protein of 82 amino acids. Lineage: Eukaryota; Fungi; Basidiomycota; Pucciniomycetes; Pucciniales; Pucciniaceae. The record is from RefSeq and is a predicted model, not a curated record. The transcript is spliced from 2 exons.
AUGUCCCUCGUGGUCAAACCAAGGCCAAGUACGUGCAAGAUCUCCGGAGAGAGUGUUAAUGAAGACGGUGCAGGAGCUACGUCGUGUCAGCUGCUCUUCAGAGAGAAGUUCUUCCACCAGGCCGGGCCCAAGGCUUUGCUCCUCCACGCUAUCCUCGCCAACCUUUCGCCGGUCGAACUCCGCCAGGAAAGCCGCUUCUUCGCCCCCUUCAACCUCCGCGCCCCUCCUCUGCUCAAAACAACCUACUAG